AGACCAUGGCGUCGUUGUGCCCCAAUUUCUCGUGCUCUCGGCUGCGAUUUCCAGCUCGAAGGAGAAGAGGGACGAUUCCCGUGGCAGCGAUUGCGCAGCAGCAGCCGCCAGCAGAUAGGCUCUCAGCGCAGGAAUUCUUUGAGGCAUUCUUGCGCAGCCGCAGAGGGAAUGUGGAUUUUAUUUCCAGAGCGUCGGAUAUAUUGUGGAAGAAGGAGCUCCAGGAAGAGGAUGAGGCCAAGCUGGAACAAAUCAGGACUCGUCUUGCAGAGAAACAAAAGAUGGACGAUGAUUCUUCCGAGGGUGGUGGAUUUCUAAGGUUAAGUCAGGCCAAGAAUUGGAGUUUGGGCCUGGAUUCUACUGCUCCUGCGAAUUAUAACCAGAAGCUACUCGAAGCUGAGAAGGAAAGAGAUGAUUUUCGUCGUAAAUGCCUGCUGGAUUACGAAGCAUUGAAACGGGAGCUUUCACUCGUAACACUUGGCGUUGGACUCGUGACUGGUGUCUAUUGUCUCGCUUUUUUAUCAACCGAGACUGCUGUCAGCUAUGAAAUUGGUGUGUUUGGAAGCUGGGUCUACUUGCAAUUGCUUGCUAAUCAAGUUGACAAGACGUCGGAACUGACGGUGCCACAGAUUUUCACACAAAGGAAGAGAAGAAAGACGAUUGGAUUCACUAGCAAUGACCUCAGAGACUCCGUGGAGAAGAACUUGCAAGGCAUUCGUUUUGCUCUAUCGUCCCCACGGUUGCUACUGGUGGUUGCGUUUUAUGGAGUAUGGCUGGGCUCUUCUCAGUUAGGCCAAGAUCUUCCCUUCAAACUGGAGAUUGCUCCCAUGCUGCUCGGCUUUUUUGCUUAUAAAGCUGCUGCUCUUGUCCAAGCCUAUCGUGACAACAAGGACCUCCUCAUCACAUUUCCAGCCAACAGCAGUGACAAAGAAGAGCUCGACAGAGAAGAUGGCUAUUAAAUUCGUCGCCAGAACCACGUAGAUGAGAGUCAAGAGAAGCUACUGCACGUCCACUCGAGAGACCCAAGACUACUUCGCCAAACUCCUUCGGAGCUGCUGCGUCACGAAAAAUGUCUCCAUGGCC
Messenger RNA from Selaginella moellendorffii, 1080 nucleotides. RefSeq lists its product as uncharacterized. NCBI's taxonomy places the organism in Eukaryota, Viridiplantae, Streptophyta, Lycopodiopsida, Selaginellales, Selaginellaceae. The coding region runs from base 6 to 956 and encodes 316 amino acids. The transcript is spliced from 10 exons. The record is from RefSeq and is a predicted model, not a curated record.